AUGGGAGCAGUGCUGAGUUGUUGCUUUAAGAAUAGGACCGGUUCCCCGGACGAGGAGGCUUUGUUAAGGGGCGGUCAGAACGGUUACGGUGCUGCAGGUAGCACUGGUCCUCAAGACGGGUACGAUUCAGUGCAAGACCAGCUGAGAGAGCAGGAGCUCCAGAUGAGACAGAGAGAUAACGAGCUGAAGGACAUUGUUGCGCAGACAAACGACAAGCUGAUCGACAUCUCGAUGGUGAGCAACAGCGGGAUUGUAGUACAAAGCGGCGAUUUGGAUCAAGCGGAAGGCUCAGAUUCGCUGAGAGGUGGCCAAAAUAGUAACCAGAACAGUAUACAGGACACUACCGAUCGCAGUGGAUUGGAAGAACCGCAGGACGCAAGUUCAGCUGCCGGAAAUGGACCGUUUGCUAACCCAAGCAGCGCGGGCGACAAAGACUCACAAGACCCCAAAUUCACCGCAUUGGAUCCAUCCACAAUCACAAAGGAAACCAGGGGGCACCUGGAACAACUGUACGACACGAUGAUGGCAGAACUGGAACAACAAUUGCAAGUCCAAGUGCCGGGGGAGCUGACCAUGGCAUUCUGA
Huiozyma naganishii CBS 8797 is the source of this 585-nucleotide messenger RNA. It is a transcript of the gene MEH1, whose product is annotated as Meh1p. The transcript has a single exon. The record is from RefSeq and is a predicted model, not a curated record. NCBI's taxonomy places the organism in Eukaryota, Fungi, Ascomycota, Saccharomycetes, Saccharomycetales, Saccharomycetaceae. Gene Ontology annotation, cellular component: Ragulator complex; late endosome membrane; membrane raft. The coding region runs from base 1 to 585 and encodes 194 amino acids. Gene Ontology annotation, biological process: regulation of receptor recycling; lysosome organization; endosomal transport.